AUGUCUUUGCAACAACCCAGUUCAAAGAUAGUGCUGAACGCUCUCAAAGAUGCUGUGGCCACCGGAUUUCUCAUUACGAUCCUCUAUCUGGUGGGCAGGGCAAUAUACAAUGUCUUCUUCCACCCGUUGAGUCGAUUCCCCGGUCCUAUUUCAUUUGCCGUGUCGAGGAUCCCCUACUGCUAUCGACUGAUCAACGGGACCCUGCCGUUUGACAUGUUGGGACUUCACCAGAAAUAUGGGGACAUCGUUCGCAUUGCACCGGACGAACUGGCCAUUUCACACCCCGAUGCCUGGAAGGACAUCAUGGGCAAUCGGAAAUCUGGAGAGGAGAUGGGCAAGGCCAUGUACUUCUACCGUCCCAUCGAAGACGACCCCACUCAUAUCGUCAACGAAGAGCGCGAAGAGCACAGCCGUCUCCGUCGUCAACUGUCCCACGGUUUCUCCGAGAAGUCGAUGAGGGAUCAGGAGCCUCUGAUCGCGCAGUAUAUCGACUUGCUCAUCCAGCGGCUUCACGAGAACUGCGCUGGGGGAGCUAAGCCACUCAACCUCACGGCCUGGUACAACUAUACCACCUUCGAUAUCAUCGGCGACCUGGCAUUCGGUGAGCCAUUCGGUUGCCUAAAGAAUUCCGAGUAUCAUUCGUGGAUUCGCAUGAUCUUCGACUCUGGGCGUCUCGGCACGAUACUGCAGUCUCUUGCAUUUUACCCGAGGCUGAAGCGGUUUCUGCUGAAAAUGGCUCCCAAGUCUGCCAAAGAACACCGCGAACAACACAUGCGGCUCACCAAAGCUAAACUGUUGAGGCGAAUAGAGGGUGACAAGGAGCGUCCCGACUUGAUUGAAGGUCUCCUGAAAAAGAAGGAUGAGUGGAACAUGAGCCUGGAGAAAUUGAUCGCAAAUAGCGAGAUUCUUAUAAUAGGCGGAAGCGAGACCACGGCGACGCUUUUAAGUGGCGUUACUUAUUACCUCCUGACGAACCCAGACAAACUGCAGAAGUUGACGGCGGAGGUCCGCUCAGCAUUCAAGAGCGAAGACGAAAUCAACAUCGUUUCCGUCAACAAACUGACAUAUAUGCUCGCCUGCCUCGACGAGGGCCUGCGAAUGUAUCCGCCCAUUGCGAACGGUCUCCCUCGCGUCGUUCCCAAGGGAGGUGCCAACAUCAUUGGGACAUAUGUGCCGGAAAACACCAUCGUCGCAAUCCACCAAUGGGCUCUAUAUCGCCGGGAAGAGUACUUCACCGAUCCAAACCACUACCACCCAGAGCGAUGGCUGGGAGAUUCGCGCUUCGCCAACGAUAAGCGGGAGGCGCUGCAGCCAUUCCACGUCGGUCCGCGCAAUUGUCUUGGAAGGAAUCUGGCUUAUACGGAAAUGAGACUCAUAUUAGCCCGCGUGAUUUACAACUUCGAUCUAAGGAUCGCCGAGGACAGUCUGGACUGGGUGCAGAAGCAGCGCAACUUUCUCAUGUGGGAGAAGGGUCCGUUGAAUGUGUAUCUGACGCCCGUUACGAAAGGAAGUGCUUGA
Messenger RNA from Rasamsonia emersonii CBS 393.64, 1518 nucleotides. RefSeq lists its product as uncharacterized. The record is from RefSeq and is a predicted model, not a curated record. Gene Ontology annotation, molecular function: oxidoreductase activity, acting on paired donors, with incorporation or reduction of molecular oxygen; iron ion binding; monooxygenase activity. Bases 1 to 1518 code for a protein of 505 amino acids. Lineage: Eukaryota; Fungi; Ascomycota; Eurotiomycetes; Eurotiales; Trichocomaceae. The transcript is spliced from 5 exons.